This is a messenger RNA of Aphanomyces invadans, 2037 nucleotides long. RefSeq lists its product as hypothetical. Gene Ontology annotation, molecular function: nucleic acid binding. Bases 1 to 2037 code for a protein of 678 amino acids. The record is from RefSeq and is a predicted model, not a curated record. NCBI's taxonomy places the organism in Eukaryota, Oomycota, Saprolegniomycetes, Saprolegniales, Verrucalvaceae. The transcript has 7 exons.
AUGGACGUCGUGUUCGCCCUGCAAGACGCCAUCCAAGAUGGUAAGCCCCGUCUCGGAGCGAUACAAGACACUGCAGCUCGGGAGAUGAUCCAAGCCGUGCCAGAACAAAACCGCAGUACUUUCCACGACAUGACCAAUGCGACAGGAAUCUCUAAAAGCAUCCUUGCACGGCAUUUCAAAGCUGGAACAAUUGAGCGACGUUCCUCCCUGCUCAAGCCGCUCGUUACCAAGGACAACAGGCUCGAACGCCUAGCGUUCUGUGGUGCACAUGUGAAAGUGAACUUGGAGGCUCUUACGAACCUGAACCCUUGCUUGACAAGCAGCGUCGGCGAAGCCGACGCUAUCUCCGAAGACGCCCCUUGUGUCCACCUUGACGAGAAAUGGUUCAAUGCGGGCAUGGGCAAGAGAAAAAUCUACGUGGUCCCUGGUCAAGAUACUGCGCGUCGUGUGUGCAAGUCCAAGCGCUUUGUCCCAAAGGUUAUGUUCUUGGCAGCAGUCGCACGUCCAAGGCCCGAGGAGGCUUCGAAGGCAAGAUCGGUCUUUGGCCCUUUGCGACCCAGUCGCCAGCACUCCGUAACUCACGCGACCUACCGGGACUUCGUGCUCCACCAAGUUGUGCCUGCAAUCAAGAGUCGAUUUCCAAGCAAGACCAAGCGCGUCUUUUUGCAACACGACAAUGCAACUCCGCAUGCGACAAUCGAUGACGGAGUCCUGACUGAGGUGACCACGGAUGGUUGGGUCUUUAUGGUGCGUCGGCAGCCGCCGAACAGCCCGGACCUCAAUGACCUGGACCUGGGCUUUUUUGCUUCAAUCCAAGCCCAAAAGUAUAAAACUUUCAGCCGGUCUGUCGAUGACGUGAUCAGCUCGACGUUGCGCAACCUCACCGACGACGAGCGCGAGGCCAUCCUUCGGGAAGUCUUGCUUCGCAGAAACGGCAGCUAUAUGACGAGGCUGCCGAAAGGCUUCAGCCAGGAGCUGGCGGAGAAGUACAACUGCAUUGUGUCCACCAUUCGCCGGGUCUUUGCGGUUGCCAAGCAGCAGGGAAUUGGUGAAGACAACAUGAAAGUAUCUGUCGCCAGGAAGAUGAAAGAGCUGAACAAUAUGCUGCAGUACGUGCACUUGGACGUGAAGUGGCUUUACCUCACCAAGGUGAGCCGUAAGUAUUAUCUCGUACCUGGAAAGAAAGAGCCAAAACGAGAGUACAAAAGCAAACGGAAUAUUACGGAAGUAAUGUUCCUCUGCGCUGUGGCCCGUCCGCGGUACGACUGCGUCACCGACAAGUGGUGGGACGGCAAGAUCGGCGUAUUGCCAUUUGUGGCGACCGUCGAAGCGCAACGUGACAGUGUGAACCGUAAAGGUGGAACUCUCGAAAACAAGUCAGUCGUCGUGACAAAGGACGUGUACUGUACCGUCUUGCUGGAAAAGGUCUUGCCUGCCAUCGUCGCCAAAUGGCCACAGGUCGACAACACCAUCAAACUGCAGCACGACAAUGACCGAGCUCUUUCGUUGGGCUGGAUGAUGUCCCUCGCCCCGCAGCCGCCAAACUCUCUGGACACAAACGUCUUGGAUCUCGGUUUCUUUGCGGCCAUCCAAUCCCUACAACAACGCAAGUCAGCGCGCACAAUUGACGAGCUCGUUGGCCACGUGGAGUGCGCGUUCGAGGAGCACCCCUUGGUGCGUUUGAAUCACACGUUCUUGACGCUUCAGUCGUGCGUGGUGGAGACCUUGAAGCUGUUCGGCGGCAAUGGCUACAAGGUGCCACACAAGUCUAAACACAAGGAAGAGCGCAAUGGGAUGUUACCGGAGAACGUGUUGUGCCCAAGCGUAGUCUUCGAUGCAGCCAUGGUCAAGGUGGACGAUAUGACGUCUGCUGAGCAGCGUCGUGUCCUGGCAGCCGAACUUGAAGACGCUCGUUGCAUCGACGAGCUCGCACAGGCACUCGAAGCAGUUGCGCUGGGCGACGAGGAGUCGUACGACAUGAUCACAGUUCUUGGUGAAGCAGGAAUCGAUCCAGUCAGUGUAGAAGAUUACGAGUAA